AUGGUGCACCACUUUGACAAGGUUGGUUUUAGAAAAUUAAAAAAAUUGGGCAGGAUAGGAUAGGAUAGGAUAGGGUAGGGUAGGGUAGGGUAGGGUAGGGUAGGGUAGGGUAGGGUAGGGUAGGGUAGGGUAGGGUAGGUUAGAAUAAUUUUUUUACUUUUUUAGCUAGUCCAAGCCCAACGCGACUUCUUCAACUCUGGAGUGACAUUUGAUGUGGAAUGGCGAAAAAAGCAACUUUCAAAGCUAAAGGAAUCCCUGGAGAAGCAUAUCGACGCCAUAGCCGAUGCGCUCUGGACUGAUUUGAGAAGACACAAAGCUUUGGCUAGACCGACUGAAAUCGACACUAUUUUUGGAGAUAUCGACUACUUUUUGGCUAAUAUUGAACAAUGGUCAGCUCCUGAAGAAGUAAGUCUAGCCCAAAGCUCAGACCCCUAGCCCAGAGCCCUAGCCCAGAGCCCUAGCCCAGAGCCCUAGCCCAGAGCCCUAGCCCAGAGCCCUAGCCCAGAGCCCUAGCCUAGAGCCGAGAAGCCAACCCAGCCCAGCGCAUCCCAGCUCUACUGCGUUCCGCUCAGCCCAGCCAAGCCUUGCUUAGCCCAGAGCCUCUUCUGGCUCAGCCUAACCCAGCCCAGCCCAACCCAGCUAUAGCAUUUAAAGCUAGCCUUAGCCCAGAAAAGCCCAGUCUAUCCCAGCCUAGCUCAGUUCAACCCCGCUCAGCCUAGCUUAGCGCAGUCUUGUCCAACUCUGUCUAGAUCAGUCCAGUCUAACCCAGCUUAGCCCGGCCUAGUUAUAACAUCAGACUCAGGAUAUUUUUAGCUAGCCUUCUAACCCAAGCCUAAAAACUUAAAUUUUCAGCGCAAAGGCACAGAGAACAGUAAGGCCUACCUCUACAAGCAGCCUAAGGGGGUAGCCUUGAUCAUUUCCCCCUUCAACUACCCAGUCCAGCUAGCCUUGAAGCCGCUGAUCGCAGCCAUUGGAGCUGGAUGCACAGCCAUAAUCAAGCCAUCUGAGAUGACCGAGAACUGCGCCCAAGUACUGGACGACAUUGUCAGCACAGCUUUCUCACCUGAGUAUGUUACAGUAGUCCAAGGAGAUGCCUCGACUUCGUCGGCUUUGCUAGAACAGCGAUUCGACCACAUUUUCUAUACGGGCGGUACACAAAUCGGCAAGAUUGUGAUGACGGCGGCGGCUCAGCAUUUGACUACUGUUACAUUGGAGUUGGGCGGUCAGAGGUACGGUAAUUUUUUUAAAUUUUUUAAACUUUGAGGGUUUGUUUUUUAAAAUGGAAAGAAAGUUUUUGUCAUUUUUAGUUUUGUAAAGUAAGUUCUUGCUGCUUUAGAAAUAAAAACCGAUUUUUCGUAUAAAAUGUCAACCGCAAGCUGCAAAAUUGCUUUUUAUGGAAAAAAUGGGUAUUAUAAAGUUUGUAAAGAAAGUUCUUGCGUUUUUUGUUCUGUAAAGAAAGUUUUUCCGUUUUGUGUUCUGUAAAGAAAGUUGUUGCCAUUUUAUGGUUUGUUAAUAAAGUUAUUGCCAUUUUUUAUGUUGUAAAGAAAGUUCUUGCCAUUUUUUGUUUUGUAAAGAAAGUUUUUGCUAUUAUUAACACAUUUUUAAAUUUUUCAAUUUCAGUCCAUGUUACGUCGACCAAAAUGUUGAUGUAGAUGAAGUCGUAUCCAAGAUUCUGAUGCCAAAAUACUUGAACAAUGGUCAGACGUGUAUCACUGUGAAUCAUCUGAUUCUACAUGAGAAGGUCAAAGAUGAGUUGCAGAAGAAGUUCAUCCAAUCUUUUGUCAAUGUCUUUGGCAAGAACCCGAAGUCCAAUCCAUUAUAUGCUAGGAUUGUCACUAAAAAGCAUUGGAGGUGAGUUUGGGCAUGGGAGAAGGCGGGUAGGUGUAUAGUAGGGUAAAUUAGGCUUUAAUAAGCGCCUUAGGCUUAGUCCUAGGCUUAGGCUUAGUUUUAAGCACAGGCUUAGGCGACUUAGGCUUUCGCUUAAGCUUACUCUUACGCUUAGGUUUAGACUUAGGCUUAGGUUUAAACAAAAGCUUACGCUUAGACCUCGGCUUAGGUUAAGCUUAGACUUAGAAUUUAGUUUAAGCUCCAGCUUGAGCUUAAACUUAGACUUAAGCGUAGGCUCAGCCUUAAAAGUUAACAUAAAGCUUGUGUUUAAUCUUAGGCUUAAGCUUAAACAUUUUUUUUAAAUAUACAACAUUAUACUAUUCAUGGCAGCUAAAAAACGACCGCUCGCAGGAAUUUGAAGUAAAAUCCCAGCACUCGCAGUAAUUUGUUGGGUCGUUUUACAUCGAGGCAAAUAUUACAAAAGUAAUCAAUAUUACAUAAGAAAACGUUGCGUAACACGGUUUCUUGCAAUUUCUCUAAGGCUAUGUUACUAUACUAAAAAAAACAGUGGCUUAAAAAAGCUUUAAAUCUACUAUAAUAUCGACUCAAACAACCUCCAAACCUACUACAAUAUUGACUCAUUUCAGCCGAAUCCACCGCCUCAUAACAGCCAGCAAAGGCAAGGUCCUGUUCAAAUCUGAUGACGAUGAUGAUCAUGAGGACAAGUUCAUAGCACCAUACAUAGUCGAAGUCGAAAAGGACGAUGCUCUAUUGGACGAGGAACUCUUCGCUCCAGUUUUGCCAAUUUUAACCGUAAAAAGUGGACAAGAAGCGCUGGAAUUGGUCAAAUCAAGCGGCGAGCGACCGUUGGCUAGCUACAUCUUUUCGAAAAACGACCAGUUAAUUGACCGAUUCAAUCGCGAAAUCCUGGCUGGAGCUACCGUGGCUAACGAUGUGCUUAUUCAGUACUUCAGUGAGUUUGAAAUGGCAUUUUUUUGUUGAUACAAUGAAAAAUGGCAGAACAUUGGGAUGAAAAGCAAAAAAUGGCAAGAACUUUCUUUACAAAACAAAAAAUGACAAAUUUUAUAUUAGGCAUGCUUUAAAAUGCUCAAAAACUUAAAUUCGACUCAGUGUUCCUCGAAUUUUUUAUAAUCAAGCGCACCGUUGCUUAACUUGCCAGAUCGUACGGGAACGCGCUUUCGCACUGUGCAAAGAAGACAAAUCGCGCUGCACGGUGCGGAAAUUAACUUUUUGGCAAUAACUUUGUUUACAAUGGCUUAAAAUGGUCUUUUUUACAAUUUUUGAUAUAUUUGUAAGAACUUUCUUUACAAAACAAAAAAUGGCAAGAACUUUCUUUACAGAACAAAAAAUGGCAAAAACUUUCUUUAAAAUUGUUAUCAAUGACAAAAAUUUGUUUACAAUGACAACCAAUGGCAUUUUAGAUCACGACAUUCCAUUUGGAGGCAUUGGGAACAGUGGAAUGGGCCGAACGCAAGGCAAAUAUGGGUUUGAUUCGUUUACUCACGAGAAGCCGGUGGUCAUUUCGACUUCUUCCAAUGGUGGCAUUGGGAUUUGA
This is a messenger RNA of Bursaphelenchus okinawaensis, 3403 nucleotides long. The record is from the annotation of a GenBank genome assembly. NCBI's taxonomy places the organism in Eukaryota, Metazoa, Nematoda, Chromadorea, Rhabditida, Aphelenchoididae.